CCGCCGAGACCAAGAUGGCCGCGAGACUCGCCGCCUUCUUCAAGAAUGCCUGGGCCAAGGAGCCGGUGCUGGUCGCGUCCUUCACCAUCGCGGGCCUCGCUAUAAUUGUGCCCACCCUCAGCCCCUACACCAAAUACUCCAUCAUGAUCAACAAGGUCACACCCUACAACUACCCAGUGCCCCUCCGAGAUGAUGGGAACAUGCCUGAUGUGCCCAGCCACCCCCAGGAUCCCCAGGGCCCAAGCUUGGAGUGGCUGAAGAAACUGUGAGCACCUCCGUUGACAGGGAGGAGGCCCCCUCCCCAGUGGCCCUCAAUAAAAAUGUGAAAACUGA
Messenger RNA from Diceros bicornis minor, 333 nucleotides. It is a transcript of the gene NDUFA3, whose product is annotated as NADH:ubiquinone oxidoreductase subunit A3. The record is from RefSeq and is a predicted model, not a curated record. NCBI's taxonomy places the organism in Eukaryota, Metazoa, Chordata, Mammalia, Perissodactyla, Rhinocerotidae. Bases 15 to 269 code for a protein of 84 amino acids. The transcript has 4 exons. Gene Ontology annotation, cellular component: mitochondrial inner membrane.